CAGUGUGUCCAGCGCUAAUUGCAUUUGCCAACAAGUGGCUGACGCGAGAAGGUCGCCCUUGAGUGAGCGCACGAUUGGCAAAAACGGAGCUGCAAUUUCAGUUGAGAGCUAGUAAACCGAACUAAGAGUGCAACAGCUUAUUACUAUCAAUACUCGACAGUAGUUGAGUGCGAUUUGUAUUGCUGAUUACUGACAAGUGCAGUGGGAGAGCGCUGGAACAGCCAACAAAAGCGGAAAAUGCAAUAAAAGCGUGUUCAAAGCGAGAUUAAUAAAAAAAAAACAACAAAUAAGUUAUUAUUUCAUCGCUGUGCUGUAAUAUUUCAUCGCUGUGCUGUAAUAUUUGUGUAUAUUGAGUAAGCGCAGUUGACGUGUGAGUGAGUGCAACAGCAGCGAAGCGUUGUGAAAAUGGCGAAGCGAGCGAACGUCAUGUGGUUCCGCCAUGGGUUACGGUUGCACGACAAUCCGGCGUUGCUGGAAGCCAUUUCCGACAAAACUGAGGGUAUUGCUUUGAUACCGCUAUUCAUUUUUGAUGGCGAAAGUGCUGGUACCAAAACAGUGGGGUAUAAUCGUAUGAGCUUUCUUCUCAACUCUCUGGCUGAGAUUGAUAAACAGUUAAAAGCCAUACGCGGCGCAAGUGAUAUUGCAGGCAAACUAUACUUGUUCCAAGGCAAUCCGACAACUGUAUUCCGUCGUCUUAAUGAGUACUAUAGGUUAAAUAAAAUUUGCUUCGAACAGGAUUGUGAACCAAUUUGGAAUCGACGUGAUGACUCAGUACGUGCUUUGUGUAACGACUUGGAUAUUGAAGCAGUGGAGAAGGUCUCUCAUACACUUUGGGAUCCCCGGACUGUUAUUAGUACGAAUGGUGGAAUUCCGCCACUGACCUAUCAGAUGUUUUUGCACACCGUGGAAAUAAUUGGUGCGCCACCGCGUCCAGUUGAAGAUCCCGAAUGGGAUGGCGUUGAGUUUCUAAAGUUAACUGAUAACAUGCUGAUGGAAUUAAAUGCAUUCUGGCAGUUCCCUACUCCUGAGGACUUCAAUAUAUUCCCGGACAAUAUAAGCUAUGUGGCCAAGGUAAAAUGGCGUGGUGGUGAACAACAAGCCUUAUUACAUCUAGCUGAGCGUCUGAAAGUCGAGGAGCGUGCUUUUAAAAACGGAUACUAUUUGCCAAAUCAGGCAAAUCCCAACAUACUUGAAUCUCCGAAAUCGAUGAGCGCUCAUCUGCGCUUCGGUUGCUUGUCAGUACGUCGUUUCUAUUGGAGCGUACAUGAUCUCUUCAAGCACGUGCAAAUUGAGGCAUUCUAUCAUCGCAUACAUAUGGCCGGCGGAGAGCACAUAACUGGUCAGCUCAUUUGGCGUGAAUACUUCUAUACAAUGUCCGUAAAUAAUCCUUAUUACGAUCGCAUGGAAGGCAAUGAAAUCUGCUUGAACAUUCCAUGGGCUCCACCAAAUCAGGAACAAUUACAAAGUUGGCGCAGUGGUCAAACCGGAUUUCCGUUGAUUGAUGCCGCAAUGCGCCAAUUGUUGGCCGAGGGCUGGUUGCAUCACACGCUUCGCAAUACAGUGGCUACAUUCUUGACACGUGGCGCACUCUGGCAAAGUUGGGAGCAUGGCUUGAGACACUUCCUCAAAUAUUUAUUGGAUGCUGAUUGGUCCGUGUGUGCCGGUAAUUGGAUGUGGGUGUCAUCGUCUGCAUUUGAACGUCUGCUGGAUUCCUCUUUAGUCUCUUGUCCCAUAGCUUUUUCGAAGCGUUUGGAUCCGAAAGGUGAAUAUAUCCGGCAGUAUGUACCGGAAUUGGCAAAAAUACCUCAGGAGUAUAUUCAUGAACCAUGGCGCAUGCCACAAGAGAUGCAGGAAAACUACGAAUGUGUCAUUGGCGUGCAGUAUCCCGAACGUAUCGUCGACUUGGCCAAAGUAUCGAAGCGUAAUACACUUGCUAUGCAAACACUCAGACAGUCAUUGAUCGCAGGUGGCGCACCUGAUGAAGGACCACCACAUUGUCGACCAUCUAAUGAAGAGGAGGUACAUCAAUUCUUUUGGUUGGUUGAUUAAAGAUUUUACUAUAAAAAAAUUUAAUGCGGAAAGUAAGAGAAUAACCUAUAAAUUAGAAGCUAUACACAUUGAAAAAUAAAUAUGUAUGUCAACUGAUAAAAAAUAUAUUCAAAUAUGUAUCUAUAUAAAAAUAACAAA
Molecule: messenger RNA, 2187 nt
Organism: Bactrocera neohumeralis
Lineage: Eukaryota; Metazoa; Arthropoda; Insecta; Diptera; Tephritidae
Gene: cry
Product: cryptochrome-1
Exons: 5
Coding region: 406-2049 (547 amino acids)
Biological process (GO): circadian regulation of gene expression; entrainment of circadian clock by photoperiod
Cellular component (GO): cytoplasm; nucleus
Molecular function (GO): DNA binding; FAD binding
Source: RefSeq, a predicted model, not a curated record